Molecule: messenger RNA, 834 nt
Organism: Melampsora larici-populina 98AG31
Lineage: Eukaryota; Fungi; Basidiomycota; Pucciniomycetes; Pucciniales; Melampsoraceae
Exons: 4
Coding region: 1-834 (277 amino acids)
Source: RefSeq, a predicted model, not a curated record
AUGGGUGUCAGCUGCAAGUUUUACAUGCUUGAAGCCAGCAAAAUUUACUUCUUGAAAGGUGCCCUCUUCUCAACUAAUACCAAGGAUACCUUGAACAACAAGUUGUACUUUGAAGGUACCAAUUGCACGCUGCUUGGCAAUGCUGAGAGCUUUACAUCAAACAUGGAGGACAUGAUUGGGCUCAGCGGGAUUGUGAGAGUCCUUGAUAUUGGAUUCAAGGUUGAGGAAUGCUGGCAAUUCCUUAAAGAUAAAUCCACCAAUCCCGACCUCAGCAUGCUGUGCGCAAUGGUCCAGAACUGCAACUUCCAUCCUGAGCUUGGUUGUAUGCUCAAACAUUGUAAUAAGCUCCCCCAAUCAUUCAAUUUGGGAUACCACAUCCCACCCUACAAGCACCUUCUGGGUUCCCCUCAAAUUGUCAAGAAGGGACAAGAGUGUAACUUCCAUGUUUACAUUGAGGACUUCAACGAAGAGACAUUACAAUAUGUGGUGCUUGUGAACAAAGUAGCCCCGACCUUGGGCCAUCAAGAAGUCACUACUAAGGCUGCCUUGCAGGAUGGCAAUUUGUCUGUGCCAAAUGCACGCACACAGUCUAAAAAGCUCAAUGUGCCUGCACCCAACACCCCUUUCAAAUCACUGUUGACUGCAUAUGGAUCCAGCUCUGGUGUUCCGUUGGUGGCCUCUGACACCACUCUUUCUUUGGCUGCUUCGGCUUCAACUGAAGCCAAGUCCAAAGGGAAAGCUCCUUCACAACCAACUAAAAAGAGAGCCUGUGCUACUCCCAAGAGGAAGGCUACCAGAGAGAAUGUGAUCAAUGAGUCCUCUGAGGAAAUUUAG